CUGGCAGGCUGGGCCUCAGGUCAGGCCCAUGGUCAUGGCCUUCACAGACCUGCUGGACGCCCUGGGCGGCGUGGGCCGCUUCCAGCUCCUCCACACGGCCCUGCUGCUGCUGCCCUGCAGCCUGCUGGCCUGCCACAACUUCCUGCAGAACUUCACGGCCGCUGUGCCCCCCCACCACUGCCAGGGCCCCGCCAACCACACUGAAGCCACCAACGACUCCGGGAGCUGGCUGAGGGCCACAGUACCCCUGGACCAGCUUGGGGCCCCGGAGCCAUGCCGGCGCUUCACAAAACCUCAGUGGGCCUUGCUGAGCCCCAACUCCUCUCUCCCGGGAGCAGCCACAGAGGGCUGCAAGGAUGGCUGGGUCUAUAACCGCAGUGUUUUCCCGUCCACCAUCGUGAUGGAGUGGGAUCUGGUGUGUGAGGCCCGCCCUCUCCGAGACCUGGCUCAGUCCGUCUACAUGGCCGGGGUGCUGGUGGGGGCUGCAGUGUUUGGCAGCCUGGCAGACAGGCUGGGCCGCAAGGUGCCCCUGGUCUGGUCCUACCUGCAGAUGGCAGCUUCGGGGGCCGCCACAGCGUAUUUCAGCUCCUUCAGUGCCUACUGCGUCUUCCGGUUCCUGAUGGGCAUGACCUUUUCUGGCAUCAUCCUCAACUCCCUCUCCCUGGUUGUGGAGUGGAUGCCCACCCGGGGCCGCACUGUGGCGGGCAUCUUGCUGGGGUACUCCUUCACCCUGGGCCAGCUCAUCCUGGCUGGGGUCGCGUACCUGAUUCGCCCCUGGCGGUGCCUGCAGUUUGCUGUCUCGGCUCCUUUCCUGAUCUUCUUCCUCUAUUCUUGGUGGCUUCCAGAGUCAUCCCGCUGGCUCCUCCUGCACGGCAAGUCCCAGUUAGCUGUCCAGAACCUGCGGAAGGUGGCCGCAAUGAAUGGGAGGAAGGAGGAAGGGGAAAGGCUGACCGAGGAGGUGGUGAGCUCCUACAUCCAGAGAGAGUUUGCAAGCGUCCGCACCUCCAACUCAAUCUUGGACCUCUUCCGAACCCCGGCCAUCCGCAAGGUCACGUGCUGUCUCAUGGUGAUCUGGUUCUCCAACUCCGUGGCUUACUACGGCCUGGCCAUGGACCUGCAGAAGUUUGGGCUCAGCCUAUACCUGGUGCAGGCCCUGUUUGCAAUCAUCGACAUCCCAGCCAUGCUGGUGGCCACUGCCACCAUGAUUUACGUGGGCCGCCGGGCCACAGUAGCCUCCUUCCUCAUCCUAGCCGGGCUCAUGGUGAUCGCCAACAUGUUUGUGCCGGAAGGCCUGCAGAACCUGCGCACGGCUCAGGCAGCACUGGGCAAAGGCUGCCUGGCCAGCACCUUCAUCUGCGUGUACCUGUUUACGGGCGAGCUGUACCCCACGGAGAUCAGGCAGAUGGGGAUGGGCUUCGCCUCGGCCCAUGCCCGCCUAGGGGGCCUGGCAGCGCCCCUGGUUACCACACUUGGGGAGUUCAGUGCCAUCCUGCCACCCAUGUGCUUCGGGGCCACCGCAAUCCUGGCCGGGCUGACUGUCUGCUUCCUGACCGAGACCCGCAACGCGCCUCUGAUGGAGACCAUCACGGCGAUGGAGAGGAGGGUCAAAGAAGGCUCUUCCAAGAAACAUGCAGAAGAGAAGAGUGAAGAAAUGUCUCUUCAGCAGCUGAGAGCAUCUCCCCUCAAAGAAACCAUCUAAGCUGCCUGGAACCUGGUGCUUGCUGGCAGCACCUGAGCCAUGUGCAGACGGCCCCCUGGGGGUUUCUCCCGGGAGCCCCUGGGGACACGAGUGCUGAGCUGGAGGAAAGAUCGCUGAAAACAUCCUGGCUCCCAUAGAGAGCCACCCACAAGCCAGGACUGCUUGGAGUGAAACCCCACCCAAUGUGCAUUACAAAUGCAUAGAAAGCCAGGAGAAGCCAGUCCCAGGGACCGCAGGAGGGACUGUUUUCCUUUCCCAUCCCCAAUCUGCCCCUUAGAAUGUCUCUGUAUUAGUCCAUUCUGGCACUGCUAUAAAGAACUACCUGAGACUGGGUAAUUU
Messenger RNA from Cebus imitator (Panamanian white-faced capuchin), 2038 nucleotides. Its product is annotated as solute carrier family 22 member 20. The record is from RefSeq and is a predicted model, not a curated record. Gene Ontology annotation, biological process: transmembrane transport. The transcript is spliced from 10 exons. Gene Ontology annotation, molecular function: transmembrane transporter activity. Gene Ontology annotation, cellular component: membrane. Lineage: Eukaryota; Metazoa; Chordata; Mammalia; Primates; Cebidae. The coding region runs from base 29 to 1699 and encodes 556 amino acids.